UCCGACGAAGAGUCCGACGCCGAGAAACAGGAGGUCAAGCCGGAAGAUGAGCAGAAGAAUGCGCCAGACCAGAAGGCGGGAACAGCCACCAAGGGCCCCAGCGGCACGCCCUCGGGCAGCAGCAAGCUGAAAGCUGGCCCUGACUCCAAGAAGGUCAACAAUCUGAAACGGCCCGGUUCUCCCAACCUUUCCGAGAUGGAAUCUAGCGGAAACGAAUCAUCGCGGAAGAGGGCCAAGAAGGCUGCCACGGGCUCUGUCCGAGACAGCCGUGCAUCCACCCCAGUGUCGCAGCGGCCCAAGAAGAUCCCUGGUGCCUCCAGUGAUGGCGAGGCCACUGCGACCGAGAUGUCGGACAGCGGCCGGCCCAAGGCUCUCAAGAAGAAAUCCAAGCUGGUCGUUGGAUCUCAUGGCAAGGGAACCCCAACAGGCUCGAGGGCUGGCAGUCCCGUCCCUGGCUCGUCGCAGCUUCCUCCAGGCUCGCAAACUCCCAGCCGUGCUACUAGCCCCUCGGCUCCAAACUCAUCACCGCCGCUCACAGCGGAGGACAUCAUCGCAUGCCUGAACGCUCACCCUGAGGGCAUGAACAUUAGCCAGAUGGCGCAAUACUUUAAGGGACCGCGUAUGAGCGAUAGGAAGCUCUUCAUCACGCUUGUUAAGAAUAAUGCCAAGUGGGGCCCGGACAAGCUCUUGCGCCCCAAGGGCGCGUGAGUGUGUACACUCGCCGCUCGGAGGGUCAUCAUGGGUCAGCAGCAUCCAAAAACAGAUGUGGUUUGGCUGGGGAAAACUUGAAAUUCGAAGACCCCAGUCCAUAUAUGCAUUAGUUCACAGCGGACCAAGUAAGGCCAAACUGUGGCAUGCUGCUAGCCACGAAGUAGUGAGAAGACAGAAAAGUCUUCACUGGCCCAUCAUUGUGUCUGUGGGGACAUGGCCACGCCACUGGUCGUCCACGUAUGUUCAUAGAUGAUUCAUAGCCAAGCAAUCGGCAGCGCCCUCUAUGAUGGUAAAGCAGGAUAGUCACCGAGAAUGCAAAGGACUUGAUACG
Molecule: messenger RNA, 1042 nt
Organism: Cryphonectria parasitica EP155
Lineage: Eukaryota; Fungi; Ascomycota; Sordariomycetes; Diaporthales; Cryphonectriaceae
Exons: 2
Coding region: 196-708 (170 amino acids)
Source: RefSeq, a predicted model, not a curated record